This is a messenger RNA of Prunus mume (Japanese apricot), 1215 nucleotides long. Lineage: Eukaryota; Viridiplantae; Streptophyta; Magnoliopsida; Rosales; Rosaceae. The record is from RefSeq and is a predicted model, not a curated record.
AUGAAAGAGUUGCUACAGUUGAGGACAGAAGAAGACCUCGAAAUAACAGAUGGUUAUGGCGUUUCAACUUUUGGUUGCGCUGUGCAGACCGGAACCAUCCAGAUGGUUAGAUGCCUGGUUGAGAAGAACAAGCAAAUAGUUAGCAAGCGCCUUACAUUUCCCAGGGAUAUGAAUAUGACUCCGGUACUUGUGGCUUAUUAUAAAGCAGGCAACUGGAAAAUGGCUCGCUAUCUCUAUUCUGUCACUCCCGUCGAAUUUCUGAUUCAAGAAAAUGACGGCCGCUGCGAUGGCGCCGAACUUAUUUCCCGUUGUUUUCUCACCCAUGAAUUUGUUCUUCCUUCUUCUUUCACCCCUACUAUAGAUAUUGCAUGGGAUUUAAUUCAGCGUUACCCAAUCUUGGCCAUUACUAGAGACUAUUCCGGAUGCUAUCCUUUCAAUGCAUUGGCUAGUGCCCGGUCUGUAUUUCCAAGCAUAUACAAACAUUAUCCAACUCCUACCACCAGUGACAUUUGUUGUGUAAAUUUUUUGAAAAACCAGAAGAAGACGAAGGCAAUCAAACGGAACACAUUCGCUCAGUGCAUGUGUGAAGUGGUAAAAAACAAACAGCCUGUGCAAGUUCCAUGCUUGCGUGAAGCAAUCUUCAAAGCUGUAGAACGAGGUCAUGUUGAGUUUAUUGAUCUUUUAGGAGAAGCAAAUCCAGACCUCCUACGGGUCACUGAUGGAAAAGGCAGGAACAUACUCCAACAUGCCAUUGAAUCUCGUCAAGCAAAAGUUUACGACUUUAUAUACAAGCAUGACAAUGAAAGGAAAGCUACUAUAAAUUCUACAGAUACGUUUAACAAUGGCAUUCUACAUGCAGCAGGGAAUUUGUAUCCACACCUUGAUCAUAUUAAAGGUGCACCUUUGCAAAUGCAGAGAGAGCUACAAUGGUUCAAGGAGGUGGAGAGUAUUGCACCUGCCAAUGUUCGUGAACUUACCAAUUAUACCGACGAUAUGACAGCACAAGAACUAUUUAGCAAGAACCAAAAAGAAUUGGUGAAGAAGGGAGAGAAAUCAUUGAAAGCAACUUCUUGUACAGUCGCAGGUACUCUCAUCGUUACAAUGAUGUUUGCUGCAUCAUUUACAGUUCCUGGAGGAAUUCGAGGAGAUACAGGACUUCCAAUGUUCUUGAAAAAGCCUUUGUUCACGGUUUUUAUAAUCUCCGACUCUAUAUAG